This is a messenger RNA of Lucilia sericata (common green bottle fly), 320 nucleotides long. Its product is annotated as nucleophosmin-like. The coding region runs from base 67 to 300 and encodes 77 amino acids. The transcript has a single exon. Lineage: Eukaryota; Metazoa; Arthropoda; Insecta; Diptera; Calliphoridae. The record is from RefSeq and is a predicted model, not a curated record.
UUUAUCUAUAAAGAUCUGUGUGAGUCUAUAUAUUUGGGAUGGGGUCAUAAAUAUGUAUCACGUAAUAUGUCAUGGAAACAUAUGACCGCUAUAGCAGACGAAUAUCAACAUAAAACAGAAGAUUUUAUUGAAACCAUCGAUCCCAGUGUAGAAAUGGAAGAGGCUUAUCAAUUGAGUUUAUUAAAGAAAGAAUUAAAAUUUAAACAAAUAGAUGAUUAUGAGGAACAUGAAGCCAUAGAAUCAACAGAUGAUGAUAAAGAAGAUGAGGAUGAUGAUGACGAAGAUGAAGAGGAAGAAUAGUUAAAGCUAAUUUUUACAUA